Molecule: messenger RNA, 666 nt
Organism: Trichechus manatus latirostris (Florida manatee)
Lineage: Eukaryota; Metazoa; Chordata; Mammalia; Sirenia; Trichechidae
Gene: FCER1G
Product: Fc epsilon receptor Ig
Exons: 5
Coding region: 92-349 (85 amino acids)
Biological process (GO): immunoglobulin mediated immune response; antigen processing and presentation of exogenous peptide antigen via MHC class II; innate immune response
Cellular component (GO): external side of plasma membrane; membrane; Fc-epsilon receptor I complex
Molecular function (GO): IgE receptor activity; IgG binding
Source: RefSeq, a predicted model, not a curated record
GUGGUCAGGGAACUGCUCGCUGAGCACGUACAGCUGCGCACUGCUGUCAGAGCGUCCGAUCCGCAGCUCGGCCCCCAGCCCGCUGCCCAGGAUGAUUUCAGCAGUGGUCUUGCUCUUACUCCUUUUGGUUGGACAAGCAGAGGCCCUGGGAGAGCCUCAGCUCUGCUAUGUCCUGGACGCGAUCCUAUUUUUGUACGGCAUCGUUCUCACUCUGCUCUACUGUCGACUCAAGAUCCAGAUGCGAAAGGCAGUAGCCAGCUAUGAGAAGUCAGAUGCCAUUUACACGGGCCUGAGCACCCGGAACCAGGAGACGUAUGCGACCCUGAAGCACGAGAAACCACAACAGUAGCUUUAAAAUGGAUACCCUUGGUGACAUUCUUCUUCUGCCCUAGUCCUCCUCCCAUCAUAUGUGGUUGGCAUCCACAUAUGCUCCCCUCCCUUGCAGUGAAUGCCACCUGACUCCACUCCUGUAAUGACACUUGCCCCUCAUUAAUAUUCACCAAUGGAACCUCCUGCCUGUCAAAGACUUAUGUUCAAAUGCUAUUCAUUAACAUCCUAGUCUAGCCCCCUUGCCCUAAUCUUCUCUUCCUCCCCAUCCUCUUUUACGGAGCAAUGUCAUGAGAGUUCCUCCAAUAAAGCCAGCACAGUCUGGAUUCUAUUCAUUCA